CCUACCCGUUUCAUGACGAAAAAGGUUCAUUUCGGAGACGCUUGGCAUGGCGAUUGUCAUCGCCGUCGGCAACGGAGCGAUCGCCAACGAAGUGCUGAAGAAGACGAAGGGCCAUGCUUUGGGGCUGGGGUUCGUCGCGAUUGCGUUCGGCAUGGCCUUCUUCCUGGCUAUCUCCAUGUUCGGCCACAUCAGUGCCAAUGUGAAUCCCGCCAUGCUCGUCGCCAAGGCAUUCCUGGGUCGAUUGGCAUGGAAGGACGCUCUGGCACUGUCGGUGGCGAACAUUCUCGGAGGAUUCCUAGGCGGUGUCGUUGUCUACGGCCUAUAUUUUGCGCACUUCAGCAUCGUGCCGGAGAGGCCGAGCCCACCUCGUUGGGACGACGCCUUCGUCGACUCGUCGUACGCGCCGCCCACCCACACCAGAAACGCCUACAUAUCGUACGAACCCCGUCAUCGGACCCUCUCGAACGAGGAAAGACGAAAGGUCGUGUUCAGGUACAGGCCGACCGAAGCCUCGGGAAAUGGCGACAAGGCUUGCAACUCGAAUUCGUUCCCCCACGCGGAAAGGUCCAACAGUAUCCAGGUUGGCACCAUGCUUCACGAGCACGACAAAGCAAGAGACCCUGUCUACGGGGCCGGCUGGGAAGGAACGGAAGAACCGAGUGCCGAGUGCCACGACGAGCAUCGCUCCAGAGUCGAUUUGGCUGAGACCCAGCAAGCGGAUCGAGCGCGAUCUUCAUCGCGAGGAUUGAACCGGGUGCUCUCGGGGGAAUCGCUCGAGCAAGACGGCGACUACUACAGUGACCAAGGUCGGGGGGCGGAGGAUUGCGCCCCUGUGGUGCAGUCUGAGAGAACUCCGCGCACGGGGCUACGGCUUAGGCAGGUCGCAGGGAUCAAGUUCGGAGGAGUGCAGCUGCACGAGGCCUCCCGGGUUUCCACGAAGUCGCCCAGGCGUCCCCCUUCCCUAUCCGGCUUCUUUUCUGGGAUUGCGCGUAUGGAACGCGCAGAGCUGGAAAACCAGGAGCUUAUUUCUCAGCUAGAAAGGGACGGCAUCACCAAGAAGGACGUGGCGGUGUAUCGCGGCAUGCUGAUCGCGGAUCAAAACGCGAAGCUGGCCGCCUUCGCCUCCCGACCCGCUGUUCUCAACUACGCUGCCAACACGGUUUCCGGGUCGGCCGCAGCGUUGUAUGAAGCAGCCACCUUUGGUCCCGACAACGUUGACCAGGUUGCCGAGAUAAUUGGUACGUUUGCCCUUAUUUGGUCCGCACUGAUGCUGGAGGAACGAGUCAACCUCCUGGAAACACCGGAAGCGGCGGACAACCUCAUGCCCAUUCUGGGUCCCCUUCUCAUCGGCUUUCUGGUGUUAGGUCUAGUGACAGCAAUGGCGGGUCCAACAGGCUACGCGUCGAAUCCCGCGAGAGACCUGGGGCCUCGAAUCGCGCACUUUGUACUCCCCAUCCCGAACAAGGGCCCAUCCGAGUGGUACUACGCCUUUGUGCCCGUCGUGGGACCGCUCAUCGGCGGGUUUCUCGGGGCGGCGGCAUUCUACGGUUGCAUCCAACUGAACGACUACCCGGCAUGGUUUGAGGGGCCGACCAAUACCUUCGGAGGUAGCUGGGAGUUGUGA
This is a messenger RNA of Ectocarpus siliculosus, 1624 nucleotides long. NCBI's taxonomy places the organism in Eukaryota, Phaeophyceae, Ectocarpales, Ectocarpaceae. The record is from the annotation of a GenBank genome assembly.